Tupaia belangeri chinensis (Chinese tree shrew) is the source of this 773-nucleotide messenger RNA. It is a transcript of the gene HMGB4, whose product is annotated as high mobility group box 4. Gene Ontology annotation, biological process: regulation of transcription by RNA polymerase II. The transcript has a single exon. The coding region runs from base 166 to 735 and encodes 189 amino acids. The record is from RefSeq and is a predicted model, not a curated record. Lineage: Eukaryota; Metazoa; Chordata; Mammalia; Scandentia; Tupaiidae.
UCCUCUGACCCAACAAUGUCGCCACCACUGAAAAGGCCCACCUGCCUGCGGCCCUGGCAGAGAGAAUAAUUCACUGCAAGUCGAGCACCUUCUAGAUCGCUCCUGGGGUACUGGGACAGAAGUCACUGUGGUCCACGAUACUGAAGCAGAAAAAAAAAUGACCUUAUGAACAUGGGAAAAGAAAUCCAGGUACGGCCCAAGGUCAAUGUCUCUUCUUACAUCCACUUUUUACUGAAUUACAGAAACAAAUUCAAGGAGCAACAGCCAAAUACCUACCUUGGCUUUAAAGAGUUCUCUAGAAAGUGUUCGGAAAAAUGGAAGUCCAUCUCAAAGCACGAGAAGGCCAAAUAUGAGGCCCUGGCCAAGCUGGACAAAGCCCGAUACCAGGAAGAAAUGAUGAACUACGUCGGCAGGAGGAGGAAACGCAGGAAGCGAGACCCCCAGGCGCCCCGGCGGCCCCCAUCGUCCUUCAUACUCUUCUGCCAAGAUCAUUACGCCCAGCUGAAGAGGGAGAACCCCAGCUGGACGGUGGUGCAGGUGGCAAAGGCCUCGGGGAAGAUGUGGACCGUAAUGACGGCCGUGGAAAAGCAGCCCUACGAACAGAGAGCAGCCCUCCUGAGAGCCAGGUACCAGGAGGAGCUGGAAGUCUACCGUAAGCAGCGUCAGGCCUGGAAGGAGAACCACGCGUCGGCCGGGAACCUGCACAGAGGGAGAUCUGAGCCGGGCAGGAGCUGAGGGAUCCGGUUUGAAAAAUAAAAUGCCAUUCGACUGAC